Messenger RNA from Artibeus jamaicensis (Jamaican fruit-eating bat), 4996 nucleotides. It is a transcript of the gene PROSER3, whose product is annotated as proline and serine rich 3. NCBI's taxonomy places the organism in Eukaryota, Metazoa, Chordata, Mammalia, Chiroptera, Phyllostomidae. The record is from RefSeq and is a predicted model, not a curated record.
UCUUACAGCCAGUCGUGAGACCGCCCUCUUUAGUCACAUUCCAUCACUUUUAUUUUCUUCUCUAUCAUUGGUCACUUUAGAAGCUGCUAUCUUCCCGCGCGGGCACUUCUGGGGAGGGGCGGGACUGAUAGGGCAUUGCUAAGCAACAGAGAGGCGCGCGGAGUCAAUUAGGUGAAGGAGAGCAGCAGGCGGAAUCGCUGAGGUAGCUGCACGAUGAACUGCAGCCUGCCAGUUUUCUCUACCCAAGACAGCCUCUUCGGGGAUGCUCCCCUAAGUCAAAGCUGCUAUUGGCCAUCCUGAAGCCAGACCGGGCAUCUGGAGGUGAGGACAUCUCACAGAGUACUGUUUGCCAGCCCAGUAGGAAGGAAGUGAUGACUAGAGGGAGGACCUGUAACAAGAGAUGCAGACCCUGAGCCCAUCCGGGUCCCAAAGAUCCAGGAUCUCAGAAGUUCCCAAGGCACUGGCCACAGGUCACAACUUCCCUGAGCUGUUUGAGAAGUCCUGGUCAUCCAGCUCAGGGACCCCUUCCUCACUCAGCACCACUGAGGAACAGAUUGGUGUCUCUCAGCCACCCACCCUAAUUGACAGUGGUGAUUCUGUGGUGGCCAGGUUCAUAAACCGGUUCCGCCAGGCUCAGCCCACAAGCAGAGAAGAACGCCAGACUGCAGGUCCAACCCCAGCUGACUUUUGGUGGCUGCAGCCUGAAUCUCCAGAUCCUAGCAGUACACUUGCAACAGGAACCAAUAAACUGGAAGGAAGACUCAACACAGUAGUCCCGACUCUUGCCAAGGUGGCCGGUGCAUCACAGGCUAAGGCUUUGGCCCCCCUUCAGGAAAUAAAGCAGAGCCUCAGUACAUGGAACUCAUCCCUCCUGGACCUAGAGAUGCUGAGCUUGCAAAGCAGAGCUGCCAAGCUGCUGAAACACAGCAAAGCCUCUGUCUCCUCCCGAAGCCUCAGCAAUGCCAACAAUUCCUCAUUCCCCAUUAGGUCUGAUGGCCUUUCUCCCUCUUCCAAGACCUUCACCCCUGACUCCAGCAAGAGCUCUGACUCCAAGGCACAUGCAACUCCUGCACCAGCCCCCAUCCCUACUCCAGCCCUGGGCUCCUCCCAGGCACCCCUGCAACCAGAGGAUGACAUUCUGUACCAGUGGCGGCGACAGCGGAAGCUUGAACAGGCUCAAGGAGGUCAGGGUGAUGGAACCUGGGUGCUGCCAGGGACUUCUGCCCUCACCACAACGGUCCCUGUCCCCACCUGUCUGCAGAAUUCGCCUGCCCCUGCAGAGACCCUUGGUUCUCUGGGAACACAGUCCAACUGCCUCCCACUUUGGGGCAGUGUGGCUGGGCCUCAUCCCCCGGGUGAAGCCUUCUAUGUGGCGAGGCCGCCUAUUGCCCCAGGGUUCUCGCCACACAUCUUUUGGGGCCCCAGCCCUGAUGGGUUUUUCUGGGCACCACAGACUGGUCCAUGGGUAUCUUCCAGGGCCUUGCCCUGGGCCUCUACUCCUAGGUCCCUUACCACCCUCCCAGGCCUGCCCAACCCUGAGGCAUGCAGCCCCGCCCAGCCCAAGCACCAGGGCCCCAAGCCUCAGAGGGGUAGGACCCCUUGCCAUGAAUCUGCUGGGCAGGUCACAGUGGCUGACCAAGGGCCUGGUCCACAGCUCAGAGGCCCUCUUGGUCAGGUAGUGGCCGCUAGGCUAUUCCCGGAAAGCCUGGAGGACACGCACUCUCCCUUCAAAGGCCUGCCUCCAUCCCUAGCUAAAUCUCCAAAAAUCAAAACCACACACUCUCAAACCAAGGUUAAACCCCCUCUGUCUGAUUCAUGGUUUUCACAGGCGGAGAUACCGCCCAAUCCAUCUAAGGCUGAGUUUCUGAAAGCCAAGGUCAUGCCCUCUGCAGUGGGAUCGGUGCUUUGCAAGGAAGUCAGGCAGUCUCAGCCCAAGUUCCUGCCCCCUUCAGUUGAGAAGGCUUCCGCAGGCUUCAAGGCGGAGUCUCUAGAAGCUGGGGUCACAUUAUUGUCUGCCACUGACCACGCCCCACCAGAGGACAUACUCUCCCAGGCUGCUGGGCUUCUGCAGGCUGCUGAAGACUCUGACAGUAGUGAGUUCCAGGAGGACCCUGUACUGCAGGUGCUAAGGGUUCAGAGGGCGGAGCUGCAGCAACAAAAAAGGGAAGUGGACACUCAAUUAUUCCUCUUGCUGGACCACAAUGAAGACCCAGGGUCUUGGUCUCCUCCAGCUAGGUCACCACACCCCACCCUCAGGUCACCAAGGAUACUGCUGAGGAGGGAAGGGGCCUCACUUGAGACCAGAAGAUUUUGAAUUGUACAAAUUCUGUUUUUCCCAAUGAAAUAAUUUUUUCCAGUUUAUUGGUUGUGUCUACAAAAAGAGUUCUAGAAAGGCUGAAUCAUGCUAUUUUAGGGAAAUGGCUCCCCCUGCCUCCUACCUCCGUCCUGCCCCACCCCCACCCUGGUUUCUGACCUGCCACACAGAAAAUUAUCUGGUUUCAUCCCCUUUGAGGGUGAGCAGGGGAGGGAUUCCAGACAAGGACUACAAGGGACUACAGGCAAGUCUGGGACUCACCUUAACUCAGGAGUGGAUCCUCCUGUCUCAUAUGAGAUAGAAGGAACUGCCCUCUGGGACUGAGAGUAAUGGGGUUAUCAGAGUACUGGACAAUGGUUAGUCCUCAGUUCACAUCCUGCUUGAGCCUACAGCAGCAUUUGGUUCAUCGGGCCCUCCCUACUUGAAGCAUUCCCUUCCCCUGCUUCUAGCAUCACCAGUCUGUCACUUUAGUGUGUCCAGGGCUCUGGCCUUGAUUUCUCUAUCUACACUCAUUCCCAGGUGCUGUUGUAGCUUAACGGAUAAUCCUAUCUGUCCUGAUAGUCCCUAAAUUUCUAUCUUCAGCCUGGACCUUGCCACUAAACCUCAGGCUUCUAUAUUCUGCUACCUGCUCACCAUCCUCAAUCAGAAGUCUACAAGAUGUUUCAGACUGCACAGGUUUUAAAUUGAGCUCCCAAUCUUCCCCUUAAACCUGCUCCUCCCAAGCUUCCCUCAGUGUCCUGCUUCCUCCUUGGUCCAAAAGCCUCAUGAUCAUCCUCGACUCCUCUCUUUUCCUCACACCCACACUCAUUUGACUAGGAAGUCCUGUCAUCCCUACCUUUAAAAUCUACCCAGAAUUUAACCCUUUCUUCCCCUUUCACAGCCCUCACCCUAGUCUAGGCGAUUAUCAUCUGUCUGGACUAUUAAAAACUAUUGUUUUAUCAACAAGUUCUUUGAAAUAUUUCCCAUCAGAAAGUAGAAUCUAGGUUUCUUUUCCUUGAAACUUUUCUUUUCCUUGAUGGAACUUUAACUUUCAUAAACAGAAUGCAGAGGAAAUGAUACUACUUUAAAGUUCUAAACUGUAUUAGAAAAUAUAUGAUUUCUACCUAGUUUCCAUUUUGGCAUUAUUUAAAAUAUGGAGUAUAUUUCUGUAAAAAGUAGCUUCUGUUUGUCACAGACAUGGUAAAUAUUUGUUUUCAGCCUUUUUGAACAAACUAUACAUUUAAACCAAUGAGCCCUGGCUUGGUAUAGCUUAGUGGAUUGAGCAUGGGCCUGCAAACCAAAGAUAGACAGUUUGGUUCCCAGUGAGGACACAUGCCUGGGUUGCAGGCCAGGUCCCCAGUGAGGUGCAUGAGAGGCAACCACACACUGAUGUUCUCUCCCUCUCUUUCUCUUUCCUUUCCCCUCUGUCUAAAAAUAAAUAAAAUCUUUUAGAAAAUCAAGCCAACAAGAAGGAAAUAGAUGUUUAGAUAUAAGAAGAACUAAAAGAUGUUUAUAGUAGAAGAACCUGAUCUAGCUGAAGGGUGAGUAGGGCCUAGAAAGAUUCCUGAGAAAAGUACAUUUGAACUGAGACAGGUAGGAAUUAACUAGUUGGUGAAGGGACACUUCAAAUACUGUUGCUGGGAUACAAACCACCCCCAAAAAUUAGUGGUAUAAAACAAUCUGGCACCAGGGCUCAAAUGAUCAGCUGGAAGUAUUGAUUCUAGUACACAGUCUCCUUGUAGCUUGGGCUUCCUCAAAACAUGACUACCUCAGCAAAGUCACAUUUCUCACUUGAUGCCUCAACAAAUCUAGAGCUAGUUGUUCAGGGGACAAGGAAAAAGCCACAUUGCCUCUUACUCCUUAGCCUUGCAAGUCACAUAGUGUCCAUUCCACUAUUUUUUUUUAAGAUUUUAUUUUUAUAGAGGGGAAGAGAGGGAGAAAGAGGAGAGAAACAUCAGUGUGUGGUUAACUCUCACAUGCCCCCUCCUAGGGACCUGGCCUGCCACCCAGGCAUGUGUCCUAGACUAGGAAUUGAACCGGCAACCCUUUGGUUCACAAGCUGGCCCUCAAUCCUCUGAGUCACACCAGCUAGGGCCCACUGUUCUUUAUUGGUUGAAUUCUGCCCAGAUUCAAAGGGGAGAGGAUGUAUACUCUACUUUUUUAUGACAGAAGUGUCAAAGAAUUUGCAGCCCAAAGAGGAUGAAGUGGGGGGAGAGGAAUACUCUGGGUAGACGGAACAUCAUGUAGGAAGUAUCUGUGAUGGGAGUGAAGUUUGCAAGUUCAGUAAAUCGAAAUAAGUAGCUGUAAAUUGACCCCUUCCCCAGCAUUUCAUUUCCCCAAUCCCUGUUUAGUUUGUAUCCAUAGAAUUUAUCACCUAAUCUAUAUUUUUAAAUGUUUAUUUUGUUCAUUGUUUGCUCCCACUAGCUUUUGAGUUUUAUGUGGGCAGUGUGUUUUCCUGUUUUGGUUACUGAUGUCUUCACAAAUUAUGUGAUUGAAAUUUUUGAAUGAAUGAGUAGAUUGAUUAAGGAUGUACCUUCUGCCUUGGUGGGGCAACUCAGUUGGAGUGUUGUUCUGAUACACCAAGGUUGCAGGUUCAAUACCCAUCAGGGCACAUACAAGAGUCAACCAAUGAAUGCAUAAAAUAAGUGGAACAACAAAUUGAUGCUUCUCUCUCUAACCCCCUUCCUCUCUCUAAAAUUAAUU